Molecule: messenger RNA, 1413 nt
Organism: Trematosphaeria pertusa
Lineage: Eukaryota; Fungi; Ascomycota; Dothideomycetes; Pleosporales; Trematosphaeriaceae
Product: DUF1295-domain-containing protein
Exons: 2
Coding region: 293-1300 (335 amino acids)
Biological process (GO): lipid metabolic process
Cellular component (GO): membrane
Molecular function (GO): oxidoreductase activity, acting on the CH-CH group of donors
Source: RefSeq, a predicted model, not a curated record
CUGGAAUCUUACACAGAGAUAUUGACGUCUUUCGGUCUGGAUUCCCCCAUUUUGGCGGGCUGCUUGGCAGGGCUCCCGCGGAAGUGACGCCAUCGAUUCCGGUCGCGAGUCCACGCCCUUCAGCAUCUCGAAAACUGCAGCGCGACAUGUGAAGGCAACAAUGGAAGCGCGUCACGCAACCGGCACUUGCUCUUGACGCAUAAAGUGCCGAUUUGAUCUCACCCAUCCCGACUAACUUUCGUCCUGAUUGACCCCAUUUUACCUAGGCAUCCCACCGUAAGACACGACAACAAUGACACUCGUACAAGCCCUCCUCCGCGCAACCGCGUUCCGCACCCCGCUUCUACGGACAUUGGUUCCUUCCGUCGCACUUGCCUAUGGGAUUCAGACCGCUGUCGCUGUGCCUUCGAUUGCGGGCCAAACCGAGCGGUUUUACGAUUUAAGCGGGAGCUUGACGUACCUCUCGUGCACGGCAUUGUCCUUAUUCCUUCCGUACCUGCGAGCCAGGAGCGCUGGAGCGAUAACUGGAGGGCUGGCAGAGUACUUGAGCGCUCCGGCGCCGGGACAGGGUCUCUGGUGGUGGAGACAGGCGGUGUUGAGCGCCGCGGUGGGCAUGUGGGCUACGAGGUUGGGUUCCUUCCUCUUCAAACGCAUAACCUCCGACGGCACCGACUCGCGCUUCGACAACAUCCGCAGCUCGCCCGCUAAAUUCUACGCCGCCUUCUUCGCGCAGGCGAUGUGGGUCUCGCUCUGCCUCCUCCCCGUCAUCCUGACGAAUUCGCUUCCGAGGUCUGCAUUCGCGCUUUCGCGGCUUCAGAACGUUACGAGCAGUAUACCCCAGGCGAUUGCCGCUCGACCAUACUGGACGGAUAUUCUGGGCCUCGCCGUGUUUGUGUUUGGGCUGAGCUUCGAGGUCAUCGCGGACAAGCAGAAGAGCCAGUGGAGCGAGGAAAAGAAGGAGAAGAAGCACUCUGAGGAAUUCCUCACGCGUGGACUAUGGUCGAAAUCACGGCACCCGAAUUACUUCGGCGAGAUCACGCUGUGGACCGGUAUCGCUAUGGCUGCCGGCGGCUUGCUCGUGCGAAACUCGGCGCAGCUUGGGCUCGGACUGGGCGGCCUGGGAGGCAAGGUGGCUGUCGCUGGUAUGUGUGCUGCGUCGCCGGCCUUCGUCGCGUUCUUGUUGCUCAAGGUAUCUGGUAUUCCGCUGAGCGAGAACAAGUAUGAUAAGAAGUUUGGAGAUAGGAGGGAUUACAAGGCGUGGAAGGAGAGUACACCGAUGCUGGUACCGAAACUGUGGUAGACCAUGAGGGUGUAGUCCGUAAGCAGAGCAGGUUCAUUACUCAGUACUCAAGACACAAGUCUCGAGACUUAGCUCCGCGAAUGAGAGAGAUGGCUAUUUGACUCUCGUGCGAG